GACCUGACCCUGGAGGACCUGACCCUGGAGGACCUGACCCUGGAGGACCUGACCCUGGAUCCAGGCUAUGUGCCCGGGGACCCGUGCACGUCCCUCAGCCUGUCCUCCUCCGGCAGGUCGGGGCAGUCUCAGCCGCACACCAGCACUCCUCAGCGGGGAGCCUGGUGGCAGCACGCCGGCUCUCUGUACAGCAGGAACGGCAGCUGGGACACGGUGAGCACGCUCCCGGAGGACGCGGCGGACAUCCUGGCCAAGUGUCCGUGCCUGCCGGAGCUGGAGGAGUGUCCCUGGACCGAGCGGGAGCUGCGGGAGGUCGUGCGUAAAGUGUCCGGUGCGUCCUUCACCGGGGAGGCUGUCCACCGCCUGUCCGUCCUGCUGCGGAGGGCUCUGCUGCGGGUCUCCAGAGAAGCGCAGCGGCUGAGCGAGCUCCACAGACGGUGCACACGCCUGGAGGUGCAGAGCGCGGUCAGGCUGGUGCUGAGCUGGGGUCUGGCCGAGCGGUGCGUGUCCUCCGCGGUGAGGGCGGUGUCCCAGCACUGCAUGAGCUCCGGAGACACCGCGCGUCAGCGGGGCAAGUCUGCGCGCUGCGGGCUGACUCUGUCCGUGGGCCGCUUCUUCAGGUGGAUGGUGGACACGCGCGUGUCGGUGCGAGUGCACGAGUACGCGGCCGUGUGCCUCGCAGCCUGUUUGGAGACUCUGGCGGAGGAGGUGACCAGGAGGGCGACGGAGGAGGCGAGGCUGGCGGAGGAUGAGCAGCAGGAGCGGGGCUGCGGGGUCAGCUGGAGCCCGGUGAGCGCAGAGCUGCUGGAGGGAGUCGUGAACAACGACCCGGAGCUGUGGGGACUUCUGCAGGUGUACGAGCAUCUCAUGUGUGGGAGGAAUGCUCAUGGUGAGCUGUCGCUGCCGGCCCAUGUGAGCCCAUACACGAAGGUUCCCGAGGAUUCAAUGGAGAGCAGGGAGGACGCUUACAUCAAGCUGGAGCUGCGGACACUGGAACAGGCGCUGCUCGCCACAUGCGUGGGCAGCAUCUCAGAGCUCAGUGAUCUCGUGUCUCGAGCGAUGCACCACAUGCAGCGUCUGCGCAGCUCCAGCCUCCACAUGAGCCCCGCCCGUUCAGCCAAUCAGACGUCGGUGUCCUGGGCCCCUGAUGCCCUCCGAACGCUCUACUACUUCCUGUCCAGCCCACACAUGGAAUCACUGGAGAAUCCCAACCUGGAUCCUCCGAGCACGACGCUGACCAGAGAGAGGCCGUUCCUGCUCCUGCCUCCUCUCAUGGAGUGGAUCAGAGUCGCCGUGGUGCACGCCGAACAUCGCCGCAGCCUUUUGGUGGACAGCGAUGAUGUCAGACAGACGGCCAGGCAGCUUCUUCCAGGACUGGACUGUGAGCCCAGACAGCUGAGGUGA
Paralichthys olivaceus (Japanese flounder) is the source of this 1404-nucleotide messenger RNA. Lineage: Eukaryota; Metazoa; Chordata; Actinopteri; Pleuronectiformes; Paralichthyidae. The record is from RefSeq and is a predicted model, not a curated record.